CCGCCUUGCCCACAGGAGGGGGCUGCGGCUGCGUGUGGGGAGGGGGGUGGACGCCAAGUUGCGGUUUGAUUUGCGGGGAGUAGAUGAUGCUGUGCCCAAGCGUAUCCGUGUUUUCCUUCGGAAAUACGACAGGGAGCGGGGUGUCGCAGCCCCCAAGCCUGGAGCGGUGGCGGGGCCGGCCCUGCCGGCGGUGCUGCUCGGCCUGCAAAGGCUGCGCCCAAAGUUGAGCUUAGUCUGUGCAAGGGAGGGCCUUCAGUAAGGGGCAGAAGCGUGUUGGCAUCAUGUCUGGCUCUUGACUUAGUGUUGUAUAUUUCGUGGCUGCUGUUAAAAUCACCUGGCUUGAAAUUUAACGGUAUGAUGAAAAGUGAUAGUAAGGUCGAAAAUGCAUUAAUCUUUGAAGACGGGAUGAGCUAAUUGUACAGAACGCUUCCAAUGAGCUGGCUAGGGAUUUAUUUUCCCCCUUCCUUUUUCCAGUUUAUCAAUGAUACGUGUAGAGAUUGGAACAUUGAUUAUUUGCCUAAUAGGAAAAUAUAUAUCCAAAAUUGGGAGGGAGGGAGUAAACAGUGUUCCUUUUUUCCACUGAGUAAAUAAAAUGUACUGCUGGUAUAGUGAUAGUUUAAAAUUAUUGAAAUAGCAUUCCUUUCUUAUAGAUCAUGCUGUUAUUUUUUAAAUGAUAUUUAUUGUUUCUGUUCUGUCACUCUUCUGUCAGCUUUCCACAAGUGGUGUGGGCUAAAUGUUUUCUAAAUAGCACAUAUUAAAUUCAGAUUUUAAAAAUUUCAAGUAUUUUAAAUGUAGCUGAGUGUCUAUAGCAUCAUAAGUCUGCUUUUAGACAUGGCUGCAAAGUAAGUAGUAAAUACUGAUCACUGGACCCUUAAAUGCACAAUACAUGAACAUCACAGUCAUUUUUGUAAGGAUAGUGCACAACUGGAAUGUCUUGCAAGUAAUAUAAAUAUUUUUUCUCUGGUUUUGAGAUAGGUCAAAUACUAUCUCAGAAAGCAUUCCUUCAGUCCUUUGCUGGUUUAUAUUUUCUGUCUGGUCUUGGCCCUAAUCCUACAAAGCGCUAAAAAUGGACUUAAUUUGAAACACAAAUAGGCCUAGUGGAUACACAAAUUUAAAUAUGUGCAUUCUUUGCAAAAUUAUGGCCUUUGUUUAUAUCCGCAAAUGCUUUGCUCCUGACACGUACUUUGGUUCAGCAAGGAAAAGAAAAAUUUAACUAGAAAAGCUUUUCAGUGCUUCAUUCACCCAUUGCUCCUCACUCAAAACAAAUUAUUUUUCUCCAAAUUUUGGUGUUGUCACUGAGCGUAAAAGUUAAGAUUGUUUUUAGUCCUUUGAGUUACAAACCAGAACUUUUUCAUAUUUCCAAGCAUGCAGGGGAGAGAGAAUUUAUAUUUAGAAAGUUGAACUGAAUUCAAAUGUCAGUUACUGCUGUUGUGAAACAGAGUACUCACUGCAAUUUGCCCUUGUUUCCAGUAUAGGGAUGAGACAUUUAUUUCUUUUUAGUACUGAAAUAACAAGUUCAAGACUGUGGCUGUUACAGCACCUGAUAACAACGUGAACGUUUAAUUCAAAUCUGCAAUUUAAGAACAAACCUGCAUACCUAGCCUUAUUCUUUCCUGUCACCCCUGUGCUACUGAGGCCAACAUUGGCUUGUCCUUGCUUCUGGUUACCUUGUUUGGAAUCAGUCAUGGCUGAUGACUCUCAGAGAAACUUUCGAUCAGUGUAUUAUGAGAAAGUGGGGUUUCGUGGAGUUGAAGAAAAGAAGUCACUGGAAAUUCUGUUAAAAGAUGACCGGUUGGAUAUUGAGAAGCUUUGCACAUUUAGUCAAAGGUUUCCUCUCCCAUCCAUGUAUCGUAUACUGGUGUGGAAAGUGCUUUUAGGAAUUAUUCCUCCUCACCAUGAAUCUCAUGCUUUGGUGAUGAAGUACCGGAAGGAGCAGUACUGGGAUAUACACCAUGCUCUUCGUGUAAUUCGUUUUAUUAAUGAUUCUACCCCACAGGUAGAUGUUUUCCUCCGCAUACAUCAACUGGAAUCAGGAAAAUUGCCCCGAAACUUGGCUUUUCCAUUGGAACCUGAAGAUGAAGUGUUUCUUGCUAUUGCUAAAGCAAUGGAGGAAAUGGUGGAGGAUCCUAUAGAAUGCUAUUGGCUUGUCAGUUGCUUUGUGAAUCAGCUGAGCAGCAAGCACAAAGAUUCAUUACAACAACUGCCUAAAAUUCUGGAGCAGUAUUUGAACAUUGAAGAUAACAGGCUCUUGAUGCAUCUGAAAGCAUGUGCUGCAAUGAGCAAACUCCCUUAUGAUCUUUGGUUUAAAAAGUGUUUUGCAGGUUGUUUACCUGAGUCCAGUUUACAGAGAGUUUGGGACAAAGUUAUUAGUGGGUCCUGCAAGAUUCUCGUUUUUGUUGCUGUGGAGAUAUUAUUAACCUUUAAAAUGAAAAUAAUAGCACUGAAUACUGCAGAAAAGAUCACACAGUUUUUGGAAACUAUUCCUCAAGAUAACACUGAUGCUAUUGUCAGCAAAGCUGUUGAUUUGUGGCGCACACACUGUGGGACUCCAGCACACUCAGUCUGAGAACUUUCUUCGCUUAUGACAGCUUGGGGAAAAUAAAAAAAGACAUUUGAAAAGACAUUUUACCACUCUUCCCUUAUCCUAGUGUGAAGUUCUUCAUCACCUCUUCUAUGUAAAGAUGCUAUUAAAGCAGCUAAUAGCAUAGUGAUCAAUAUGUAAGUAUUUUUCAAUAAAUACAGGUGGAUUGAAGAUACCUAGUGGUGGUGUGAUCAAGGCCAGAAUGUUUCUUGGCCAGCCAGCUACAGUAUUCUGAUUGCACAGUGUGCGCUCUGACUUUUGGGGAAGUAAAUCUAACUCUUGAAGCAAGGUAAAUAGACUUACUUGUAAUUUAAAAAUGUUUUUGUAUGCCAGUUUGUAUUUGAUAUACUUGUUACUACUUGGAGGUGUUUUUAAGGUGAAUUUACUAAAUGUUAGUCUGCUGGAACUCUUUGGUGAACAAGCAUGCCUUUGCUAGAACUGUAAAUAUACUCUAUUAAUACUGUAAAUUUUCAGGUAAAUGUUCAGGAAGAGGCAUCACAAGUUUGUGGUAGAGGACAUCGCAAUGACCAGGGCUGACAUGCUUUUCUGAAGUGUCUUAAAAUACUUUCUUUUUGUCUGUCAGCCAGCUCUCUAUGGGUGUACCUUCUUCUUUGUUCUUCAUGGAAAAUGCUCUAGAAAGGUGGAUCUGUCCUAUACUAAAGUGUAACUUUGGGCAGGUAUGGAGAAAAUCAGUGGGACAGGUCAAUAUAAUUCAGAAUUACAGGCCAGUAAUAAACAAUGCCUCUGUUGAAUGCUUGGCUCAAAGUUGUUGUAAUUUGAUUCUUGUUUGGUUUAGAUUGCAACAUAAAUUUAAUACAGAGAUGUAA
Harpia harpyja (harpy eagle) is the source of this 3408-nucleotide messenger RNA. RefSeq names its product TBC1 domain family member 7 (gene TBC1D7). Gene Ontology annotation, biological process: activation of GTPase activity; negative regulation of TOR signaling. The transcript has 8 exons. NCBI's taxonomy places the organism in Eukaryota, Metazoa, Chordata, Aves, Accipitriformes, Accipitridae. Bases 1685 to 2566 code for a protein of 293 amino acids. Gene Ontology annotation, molecular function: GTPase activator activity. The record is from RefSeq and is a predicted model, not a curated record.